Ruditapes philippinarum (Manila clam) is the source of this 3579-nucleotide messenger RNA. RefSeq lists its product as uncharacterized. The record is from RefSeq and is a predicted model, not a curated record. Gene Ontology annotation, molecular function: calcium ion binding. NCBI's taxonomy places the organism in Eukaryota, Metazoa, Mollusca, Bivalvia, Venerida, Veneridae. The transcript is spliced from 16 exons. Bases 167 to 2953 code for a protein of 928 amino acids.
AAAUUGGUAAAUGGAGAACGGAAGGACAGCAUAUAGUCUCACAUAGGAAGUCGUAAACAGGAAGUUGUCGGUUUCUAAGCAACAUUGCUACUUUACUUUCGUGUUUGAAGGAACUUGGCGCAUUAUUUUAUUUUUAAAAAGAAAAAAAACAUAGCCAGGUAGCAGAAUGGCUGCAACUGCAGCAAUAGACAACUUUCAUAACUCCAUUAGAACUUUGGCACAAACAAAAAGAAUACGAGUUACAGAAUUUUUUCAAGAUUUUGACAAACUUCGAUCAGGCUUUAUAACAGCUCCACAAUUCUCAAGAUGUUUGUGGCAGACACUUGGAUUACAGCUUACCCCUGCACAGGAAGAAUUAGUGAAGGCAAACUAUGACUUAAAUGGGAAUGGACAAAUAAACUACAAGCUGUUUUGUGAUAUAAUUGACCAGAAUUUCAAUGCAAACAAUCUAGCAAAAGAUCCAGAAGCACAAAAAAUUGUACCACCAGAAUUCUUGGGUACAAUGAGAACUGUCCGACCUUUGAGCCCAGAAUCAGAGAGAAAAUUGAUCAAAUUGUUACAGCACAUAGAGCAAUUUUACAGCUACCACGGUGUCAAUUUGCGAACAUGCUAUGAAGAUUUUGACAGGCAUCAUAUGGGUGUUAUUACAGAAAGUCAGUUUUUCCGUAGUUUCCCAGGUCCCCCUGAUGUCAAUGAGGCAGAUAUGACCCUUCUUGUACAGAAAUAUCGUGAUCCAGAUCGACCAGGGCUUCUCAAUUAUCUGAAUCUUCAUCAUGAUAUCGUGGCCAUUGGUGAACAGAUGGCAAAAGACAGAGAGUUGAUUGAAGCACCAUAUACACAAGUAGAUGGUACACGUGUUAUGUUGACACCAGACCCAGAUCUGAAUACAAUAUUUGAUAAAAUACGAAUGGCAGUAUUCAAGAAUGGUAUCAGAACAACAGAGUUUUUCAAAGAUCAUGACAAACUUCGUAGUGGAAUAAUAACAGAGAACCAGUUUGUAUGUGGUCUCGCACUAGCAGUUGGCAAAGAGGCACAAUUAUCUAGAGCCGAAAUACAAAAGAUUGUUGAAUAUUAUCGUCAACCAGAUGGACGAGUGAAAUAUAAAGAAUUUUGUGAUAUUAUGGAAAAUGCAUUCACCAUUCCUGAUCUAGAAAAGAAGCCUCUUCAGAAUGUUGUAAGACCUGUAAAAGGAGCCUUGUCAAGAGGUUUGAAGCCACUGACUGAGGCGGAGGAGAGAAGGAUACAGGAAAUAUUGUGUCAGAUAUCUGAUAAUGUACGACGCCGUAGACUCAUGAUGUAUCCUUACUUCAAGGAUUAUGAUAGGGGUGUUUCAUACACGAGAGUAGUAACACCAACUCAGUUUGGUCGCAUUCUUCACUUCCUGUCUCUAAAUGUAGCACCAGAAGAUCUCAAAUUAUUAUUGAGAAAAUUUGAAGACCCUGCAACUGGAGAUGUUAAUUACCCAGCUUUCGUACAAGCUGUAGAUCAAGAAUUUGUAGGUCAUACAAUGGAUGAUGCUGACCUAAGUGCGAAAGGACGUACAAACACACCAGUAAAAGAGCGUGAAGUUACAGCUGCUGAUAGUAAUGUUAGUUAUGAGGAUCUGAUGGCUAGAAUUAGGCAUAUUGUCCUUACUAACAGAUUGAGGGUAGGGGAAUUCUUUGAAGAUUAUGACCCUCUGAGAAGUGGUUCAAUAAGUAAAUCACAGUUUCGACGAGGUUUAGGUUUACUUGGUAUGAGUAAAUUAGGCACACACGAUAUCACUGAAGGUCAAUACCAGCUCCUGUGUGAUGUGUACACUAACCCACAAAAAUCAGACCAAGCUCUGUGGACAAAAUUUCUUUGGGAUGUAGAAACAGUGUUUACCCAACCAAACUUGGAGAAGGAUCCACUUACAAGAGUGCCACCGCAGGAGAUUUUCAGAGUACCAAAGCCUGGAACUGUGAACUGGACGAAUGCAUCAGAAGAUCACAUGUCACUGUACAAUGCUACAAUGGAUCGCCUUAGACAAAGGACUGAACAGAGACGAGUGCUAGCUAAACCUGUUUUCCAGGACUUUGACAGACAUAACAAUGGUCAUGUGACAAUGUCACAGUUCCGUCAGUGUUUGACAAUGCUAGAGCUUCACUGUACAGAACCAGAAAUGAUUGCCCUUGAAGCCAAAUUCUGUAAUGACACAGGCUUCAACUACCUGGCUUUCCUAUCAGAACUGAUGCCGGAGGAGCCACCUCAGUUUAUGUACGAGAGCAGACUUGAGACACUUCGUCAAACCAACAUGAAGAAAACAUUACCAGAGCUAAAUGCUCAAAAAGAUCUUGAGAGUGUUUUACUGAAAGUGAAAACAAAGGUCAGCAGAGAAAGGAUGAGAGUGCUGGAGUUUAUGAGAGACUAUGAUAAAUUACGAUCUGGCCGAAUGUUGAAGACAUCGUUCCGUAGAGCUCUAGACUUGUGUAGAUUUGAGCUAAGACAAUCAGAAGUUUCCAUCCUUGAAGAUAGAUAUCAGUCUCAGCACGACAUUGAUUAUGUUGACUACCUGAAGUUCUGUGAUGAGGUUGAAUCUAUCUUCACAACUAAAGAGCUAGAGAAGCGCCCCCUGGAGGAUGUUGUACAAUUCAAGCCUCCAGAGGAGUGGGAGAGGAACAAACUACCUGUAGAUCAGCAGAAUAGAUUCAAAUCCUGCAUGGAUAGGCUCAGUGAAAAGGUUCGAAAGCAUCAGAUGCAAUUAUUUCCAUUGUUUGAGGAUUAUGACAGAGUUCACAACGGCACAGUGUCAAGGUCACAGUUCAGACGUGUACUUACAGAGCUUGAACUUGGUGGCCUUGUUAGCCAGCAAGAUUUUGAGCUUCUCUGGCAACAGUUUGAUGUAAAGAUUGGCGGCAAAGAUGAUGUCAAUUAUAUAGCAUUUUGUGACAUGAUCUAUAAAUUGGCAAAUUUUGAAGUUAGAAAACCAUAAACAAAUCCUUGAAUAUCUAGAAGACAUAAGUUUUAUGAAAAUGACUUUUUCACUAUUAUUUCAUUAUAACAUCUCAUUAAAAAUGGAUAUAUUGAAUUAAAAUACAGAGCUUUAAUUUGUACUUCAUUUUCUAUUGUGUUUUAUAUAUACAUUGAUAAUUGUUACGAGUGAAUUUUCAUCUUAUACUGAGAACAAUGAUUCUACCAUUUGAAACCAAAAUUUGUGAUAUAAUUCUGUUGUAUUUAUUUGAUUUAAAAUGAAAAAAAUUAAAAAAGAAUCAUUUCAGCUACUGAAAGAUAAUUCUGCUGAUACAUAAUUGAUGUUAACAGUGUAUGUUAAGUGUUGAAAUUAUUGUAAGAUAUAUUAACCAAACAUUUUGAGGACAUUUAAACUAAACAUUUUUUUUAUGUAUAUAUACUAUAUAUAGUAAUUGACACAAUGAAUGUUUGUAUAGGAUAGUGUAUUUGACAGCAUUUAUUUUAUGAUUGCUUCUAUUGUUAAAGUCAUACCUGAAAUUACGAGGCAUCCUGUCCUACCAGUAACGUCAUGAAUGAACUUUAGACUUUGUCUUUUGUACUGUUCAAGAAAACCAAAGUUUUUAUUUUAACCAGUCAUUAUGAUUUGUU